Zasmidium cellare ATCC 36951 is the source of this 384-nucleotide messenger RNA. RefSeq lists its product as uncharacterized. The record is from RefSeq and is a predicted model, not a curated record. The coding region runs from base 1 to 384 and encodes 127 amino acids. The transcript has a single exon. Lineage: Eukaryota; Fungi; Ascomycota; Dothideomycetes; Mycosphaerellales; Mycosphaerellaceae.
AUGAAGAACUGCUCCGAUAUCCCGCGCUGUGGGAUGCCACCGCUCGAUCGCGACACGAUGCGGGCUUUGUGGAGGCGUCCAGAUCCAACCUUGCAGCAAAUCGCACAAGGCCUGAAUAUUGACUGGGACCACUUGAAAGAGAUUCGGCAGUUCAUCAUGGGAGAGCUUCUCAAGCCCAGCGAUGUCGAGGCUACCAUAGAGGACGUCCUCGAGAACGCAAUCGAGAUCCAAGAGGGCGACGUUCUGCUCAUGUAUCAACUUCGGAACACCAACGAGCACGGCAAAACCUACUGGCGCGACAUUAUCACCACCAUGAAGAUCCAGAGCGAAGGAUUCGAAUACAUGCUCUUUCCCGACACUUUCGAUACCCCUCAAGCUCCCUGA